ACCGAGACCCUGAUCAACCGACCGUUACACCGUAGCGCACACCCCUAGAAACAUCAUGUACCGGUAAUAUUUACCACGUUGUACUCCCGGCUGCACGACAUUAUCUUCCUCUAUCACGACACGAACCUUCCAGUGUUUGAUCACGAUUUUGCUGAUAAGGUCUGCGGAUAGUCCUGUUUUCUACCCAAGUUACAGAAAAUGAGGUUCAAAUUGCGUCAUAGGGAUGACUCGCAGCACACCACUUAUGUGCAUGAUAACCCGGUCUCUGAAGCAGCCUCCAUUUGCAUUCUUCGGUACUUAUCGAAUCCAAAAAAAAAGGAAUCUCGCUACACAAGUUAAGCCACAAUGUACACUUCGCAACGCGGCAAACGAACGAUCCAGCAACUUCCUAUCCUGGCACGCAAAGGGCACAAUGCGAUCCUGAGAUCCAACUACAUCGAAGAUAUCAUCCAUGCGAUAGGGGAAUGGAGCUGCCAACGGGUGGUUCUUGUCUACUCGAAGGCACUUGAUGCUAACACAGACGUUGUGAAGAAGCUCAAGGAAAAGCUCGGACACUUCGUUGUUGGCAAGAAAGCCGGCGUUGGUGCACACUCACCGUACGAAGAUGUACUCGAAAUUGCAAGACUCCUGAACGAGAGAGAAGCGGACUGUUUACUCAGCAUUGGAAGCAGCAGCUACUCGGACGCUUGCAAAAUCGCUCGCCUGAUGCAGACGAACCUCAGCCCUGAAAACCUUACAACGGAAGCUAUGGAAGCUCUCGUGAAUCAAGAGAAGGGCACAGUAGACGACCUCAAAGACCCCAAGAUACGGCUCAUACUCGUUCCCACCAGUCUGAGUGCAAGUGAAUGGAACAACAAAUCGUCAGCAACCAGCCCUACAACACAGAAAAAGCAGCACUUCGCCAGUCCAAAUGCUGCACCUGACCUCAUCCUUCUCGAUCCUGAGGUCGCUUCAACCUCACCCAGGAAGCUCUGGCUCUCAUCUGGCAUGCGAGCUGUCGACCAUUGUGUGGAGACGAUGCUAAAUGAUCAGUGCAAGACCGAUGCUUUCCAUCACAUGGAAGACGCCCUCGCCAUCCUUCUCAAGGGUCUGAAAGACUACAAGGACGGCGAAAGUCAAGACGACCACGACGAACUCGUAGAUGGUAUCAGUCAAUGCCAGCUUGGGAGCAGGAACGCUAUGAUGGGCUUGCUGCUCUGGAGCAUACCUAUGGGCCCAUCGCACGCAAUCGGUCAUCAGCUCGGCAGCAUCUGUGGCGUGAUGCACGGUGUCACAUCUUGCAUAAUGUUGGCACCUGUACUGCGGUACACAUACGAAGGAAGCGAAAGACAGAAGGAGGUCCAGAAGAAGGUACUGGACAUUUGGAACAAGGUGCUGAAGACAGAAGAGACAAGCCUUGCUGAUGCGGUAGAGAAUUUUGUUAAGAUGCUGGAGCUACCACACACGCUGAAGGAAGUGGGCGUAGUCAAAGAUGAAGAUCUUGAGAAGGUCGCUGAGAGCACCCUGACAGAUGUGUUCGGAGCUCAGGAGGGUCUGGUUGGCAACAAGGAUCAAGUCCUAGAGAUUCUCAACUUGGCGAGAGGUUAAACGGUAUUGAAGUCUUAUAAGUUCUCGCAUUUGAGUAGCGGCAUAUCGACUCCGUUUGUUACCAUCGUGGCUACCUUGCAAGGUGAUGGUAAAUGUGAGGCAGGAACUGCCGAACGAUCGCCGCUUCCUGCCGGACCAUCUCCGCCUAUCAAAGCAAAAGUAAUCGUCAUCGCCUCAUCAGUCAGCUGCAUCCGCGCAACAUCAACAUCAUCCAUCGCGCACUUGUCAAUUGCCAUCCCCACUCGUCCGUUAACGUGUUC
This is a messenger RNA of Macroventuria anomochaeta, 1847 nucleotides long. Its product is annotated as Dehydroquinate synthase-like protein. Gene Ontology annotation, molecular function: metal ion binding; alcohol dehydrogenase (NAD+) activity. The record is from RefSeq and is a predicted model, not a curated record. Gene Ontology annotation, cellular component: mitochondrion. Bases 346 to 1587 code for a protein of 413 amino acids. The transcript has a single exon. NCBI's taxonomy places the organism in Eukaryota, Fungi, Ascomycota, Dothideomycetes, Pleosporales, Didymellaceae.